Molecule: messenger RNA, 1026 nt
Organism: Apiotrichum porosum
Lineage: Eukaryota; Fungi; Basidiomycota; Tremellomycetes; Trichosporonales; Trichosporonaceae
Exons: 5
Coding region: 1-1026 (341 amino acids)
Source: RefSeq, a predicted model, not a curated record
AUGGUCGACCACCGCCGCAACAAGUCUUCGAGGUCGACGACCGAUGACCAGGAAGAACUCAUUCCCUAUGAGGAUCUCGGCCCAGACCCCCUGGCACGUCUCGACAUGAGGGGAGUCAAUGGCCCUUCUCAGAACCCCCCGUCCCGCCCUAUGGGACAGGGACAAUACGGCUCUUUCAAAGUACGCACGAGGGCCCCAAGGAUGACUUUCCCCGACUCUUACACGGACACUGGUUCUACCAACACCGCAACCAAGGGCAUCAACGGUGAAGACUGGGCGCGUACGCGCCGCUUCGACUCGAGUUUUAGCUCUCGUCUCCGCAACCAGCAACCCCAGCCCCUCACUAUUUCGACUGGCGCCGUAGGCUUUGUGCCACGCACUGCUGUGAUCACUCAUGGCAUCCGCUCCACGUCGUCCCACAACUUGCCCCCUACUCCGUCCACGCUGAGCCCCUGGAUUUCCGUUGGCAAGGAGAACAAUAUCCCGCAUAGCCCAGCCACUAUCAAGAAGAAGAGGGAGUGCUUCAUCAAGUAUGCUGCCGAUCCCUUCGCGAAGCUGGACGACUUGACCCCCGGAUUUGAACCGUCGCGGUCUCCUCUCUGCAUCGUCGAGGAGCCCCAGCCCCACUUUUCCGACAGCGAGGAUGAUGACAAGCCCAACCAGGACAACAAGGAGGACAACAAGGAAGACAACAAGGACAACAAGGAACACAACAAGGACGACAACAAGGACAACAAGCUUGCCAAGUGGUUCUCCUCCAUUGGUCGCGGGCGUGGUCCCCGUCCCAGUCUCGCCGAGCAGCAGCAGACUGAACCCAAGUACAGGCGCCGCAAGCUCACGGGAAUUCUCCGCGGCACUACGAAGGACAACAUCACGGCACUUGGCACCACUGAUGCCCCCCGCCCUCGUGCCAACACCACCCUUAUUGAAGCUAGCCCCGCGGCCGUCAUCAUCAAUGGACGUCCCAACACCAUGCCAACCACCGAGCUUGAGCUCGCCUCCAUGGCAGUUGGUCGCGCCAUGUGA